AUGAAUAAGACGAACGGAUUCGAAUACAUUAUUCCUGAUAAACAGACUGCCAACUUGGGUGUUCAAUUAAAAGAAAAAGAUCAUUUACAAAUCGUCGAAAUUCCUAUUCCAACCCCAGAGAAAGGCGAAGUGCAAGUUCAAGUAAAGUGUACGGGUAUUUGUGGAUCGGAUGUUCACCUUUGGAAACACGGCGAGAUUGGUAUCUUCCCUGUGACCCAACCUCAGCUUUUGGGUCAUGAAAGCGCCGGUAUUGUGACAGCAGUAGGUGAAAAUGUCACAUCGUUAAAGGUUGGAGAUAGAGUUGCUAUUGAAGCUGGUAUUCCAUGCAGUUUGUGUGACCAAUGUAUGAAUGGAAGAUAUCAUCUUUGUCCUGACGUCGUAUUUAAAUCAACGCCUCCAUAUGAUGGUUUAUUAGCAAAAUACAUCACACAUCCUGCUCGUUGGCUGCAUAAAAUCCCAGAUAACCUUAGCUAUGAAGAAGGUGCCUUACUUGAACCAUUAUCUGUUGCGAUUGCUGCUAUUGACAGAGUUCGAGCCAAGUUUGGAAAAUCAUUACUGAUCACAGGCUGUGGGCCUAUUGGUUUACUUGUUCUUGCGGUUGCAGCUGCUACUGGUAUUUAUCCAAUUGGCAUCACGGAUGUACAAGAGAAUCGUCUAGAGUAUGCAAAAAGCAUGGGAGCCACAUUCACAUACAAGGUUACACCUGGUAAAUCUGAAACAGAGACUGUCAAGGAGAUUCGAGAACUCUUUGGUGGAGAAGGUGCAGAGUGUACGGUUGAAUGCACAGGAAUCGAGUCAUCUUUUAGAACUGCUAUCAUGGCAACGCGAGAUGCUGGUACUUGUUGCCUUGUGGGCGUUGGAAAGAAUGAUCAAAGCAUUCCUGUAAAUAAUUUUGCCAUGAGAGAAGUUGAUAUUCGUGGUUUAUUCAGAUAUCAUCAUACUUAUCCUCGUGCAAUUAACUUGAUUGCCAGUGGUACAGUCGAUAUCAAGCAUCUCGUCACUCACAAGUUUGAAUUCAAAGAUGCCCUCAAGGCUUUUGAAACAGCCAGUAAUUAUUCCACUGGUGCCAUCAAGGUCCAGAUUACAAAUUAA
This is a messenger RNA of Rhizopus microsporus ATCC 52813, 1092 nucleotides long. RefSeq names its product GroES-like protein. Bases 1 to 1092 code for a protein of 363 amino acids. The transcript has 3 exons. The record is from RefSeq and is a predicted model, not a curated record. Lineage: Eukaryota; Fungi; Mucoromycota; Mucoromycetes; Mucorales; Rhizopodaceae. Gene Ontology annotation, biological process: D-sorbitol catabolic process. Gene Ontology annotation, molecular function: zinc ion binding; L-iditol 2-dehydrogenase (NAD+) activity.